GCCCACGGCCCACCAGGCCGGGCACUCUUCCUCCCCGACACGGCACCACCGCACCACGGGACGCGGCGGCGUAGAGAUUCCCCGCCGCGCCGGAUCCCGAACCCGUUCACCGCCCAGCGAUGGCCUCGCACCUCCGCUCCCCGCUGGUGCUUCUGCUGCUGCUCGCCCUCCACCGGCUGUGUGCCCCGUGGCUGGUGGUCGCCGACGACGGCGCCUCGGUGGCGAGGUCGGCCUUCUCCAUGGACGGCGACGUGGCGUGGGUGGUGCAGGUAAGCGACCUCCACAUCAGCGCCUACCACCCCGACCGCGCCGACGACCUCGCGAGCAUCCUCGGCCCCGCCCUGCGCGCCAUCCGCCCCCACCUGCUCCUCGUCACCGGCGACAUCACAGAUGCAAAGAAUAGGAGAAAAACUACGUCAAGACAAGAUGAGAGGGAAUGGAUUACAUACAAAAAAGCUAUUGAUGCAAUUGUUGGAAUAGGUGGUAUUGAUAAGAGCAGGAUAUUUGAUAUUAGAGGUAAUCAUGAUACAUAUGGAGUUCCCUAUAGGGGAGGAAAAUUGGAUUUCUUCUCAACUUACAGUGUGAACUCACAGCUUGACCGAUUAAGCACCAUCAGUAGCAUUUUGCUUCAGGGACGCAGGAAUUAUCUCUUCCUUGGCAUAGAUGAUACAAUGAGUAUUGGCAUUCGAUAUCCAGCUAAUUUAUUUGGCCAUCCUACUGAUAAGAGGAUAGACGCUGUUAAUUCAGAACUUCAAUACUGGUCCAAUCAUUCCAAUGUUCCAAUAACAAAAGUAGUUUUUGGACAUUACCCUAUGUCAUUCACUACUUCAUCUCAAAAAGGACAACGUUAUGAAAGUAUAUUUGCAAAGCAGUCAAUUUCAGCAUACCUAUGUGGCCAUCUGCACGCGAAAAUUAGUAAGCAGCUUUGGCGGUUUCAUGAAAUGAGUGCAACAACACAAGAGCAGAAAUCAAGCUAUUGGGAAUGGGAACUUGGAGACUGGAAAGAGUCAAGACUGAUGAGGAUUUUAGCAAUUGAUGGAGGUGCAAUCUCUUUCAUAGACCACACACUAAAACAGGCAUUUCAAACUUCCAUCUUGAUCACAUACCCAACAGAUUCAAGAAGUAUGAAUACAUUGGAAUCAAUGAAUUGGUCAACGAGAAAUGAUAUAAAUGUUCUUGUUUUCUCUAAUCAGGUGAUCCGCAAUGUGAGUGCAAGAGUUUUUGACUCUCAUAAUGAGUUUAAGAUAGUUGAAGAAAUACCACUGCAGCUUGUUGCCACACCAUCUGUUCACAAACCUUUGUUCCAUGCGGAAUGGAAUGCUGAAAACUACAAAAGUCCAUCCCCUACUCGCUACUGGCUGCAAGUUUUUGCUCAGGAUUCUCAGGGUGGGAAGACAUCAAGCGAGCGACGACCAUUUUCAGUUGAGGGUAAAGUGCAAAUUCAAUCACGUCCAUGUCUGAACUACUUGAUUUUUGAAGUCCAAUGGGAAGACAUGUAUCAAGUUCUUCUGUGGAGUAAUUUUGCCUUCAUAAUUGUACUAUUGUUUGCUCCCAAAUUGCUGUAUCAUUUUAUGAAGAAAAGUUUGACAUACCAAAGAUGGACCGUGUCAGUUAUGCUAUCCCCUAUCCAGCCGAGGAAAGCUUACUUUUGGUUGGUCUGGUUUCUAAUGGAGGGUGCAAGGAGUAGACCCAUCUGGUUUUCUUUGCUCAUAUAUGUUAUUUGGCUUAUUGAAAUGCCAUGGUUUUGGGGUCAUGCGACAUCUGAGAAAGGAGAAAUUGCUCAAAUGUACUUAUCCGGAUGGAGCAUCCCAUCUCUUGGUGAAGACUUGACCUGGAACAAAUCGAGCAACCCAGAUGUGCUGGUUAUUACACUGCCUUUCCUAUACCUGGUGGUUGUCCCAGUUGUAGUUGUAAUAUAUAGUUUGUUUGCAGAGAAGGCUGUUGCUUGUUUGCGGCACAGCAGAAGAACAGAAAACACGGUCAACCCAACAAAUUCAAACCCUGAGUCAGGAUAUCUACUGCCAAGUGCUUCAGUGUCUUUAGCGAACCUCUCAGACAAGAAAAUUCUCUCAAUGGUAAUGAAAUUCUGUGGCGGCUGGACAAGGAGGGUGCUCCUAUUGUUGUGCUGUAUCAUUGCGGUGAUACAUUUGAAGCUUUCCUCAAGGCUAAUGUCAGCUUAUGGAGCCAAACCAGUAGCCUUUUCUCCUCCAGUAACGUGGAUGCCGUUGUUAUUAUUAAGUGCUACUGCCUAUUGUACAAUGCCCAACACAUAUUAGUGCUGUCAGCUAUUUUUGAAGCACGAGUAUAUUAGAUAAGGGCGUGAAAGGUACUGUCCUUUUGUUGUACUUGAACGUGGUGUGAAUCGUUUAUCACCAACAAAAAGCUUUGUACAAUUACUCGAUGUUUCAGUUAAUAAAGUGUCAAUUUCAUUUCA
This is a messenger RNA of Oryza sativa Japonica Group (Japanese rice), 2434 nucleotides long. Its product is annotated as putative metallophosphoesterase At3g03305. NCBI's taxonomy places the organism in Eukaryota, Viridiplantae, Streptophyta, Magnoliopsida, Poales, Poaceae. Gene Ontology annotation, molecular function: hydrolase activity. The record is from RefSeq and is a predicted model, not a curated record.